Messenger RNA from Cavia porcellus (domestic guinea pig), 1544 nucleotides. It is a transcript of the gene CUNH16orf86, whose product is annotated as chromosome unknown C16orf86 homolog. The transcript is spliced from 5 exons. NCBI's taxonomy places the organism in Eukaryota, Metazoa, Chordata, Mammalia, Rodentia, Caviidae. Bases 94 to 1026 code for a protein of 310 amino acids. The record is from RefSeq and is a predicted model, not a curated record.
GUCUCCCUCAUCAGCGAAGUGUUCCCUGGUCUUGUUAUUCGGGGCCCGGCCUCCCCCAGGCAACAGUCGAAGAUUCGCCGACCCUGUGUAGCCAUGGCCUCUAAAGAGGCCAAGUGUCCGGUGGCCCGUGAGGGGACGGCCUUAGGGCAGGCUUGUGUCACACAGUGUCCAGUGUCAGAUCAGUGCCUGCUCCCAGUGCAAGAGACUCGCAGGAUGCAGGAUGAAGACAAGUUUCUGACACGACACUGCUCAGCGUCAGAGCACCAAGAAGAGGGGCUCAAGCAUGAGGAGACAGGACUAGAAGCAGAGGCAGAGGCAGAGGCAGGCGAAGAGAAGGGCCCCAGGCCUGUGGGCUAUAUUGAGAGGCCCAGUCACGGGCUGAAGAAACAGCCAGUCAAAUCCGUCAUCCUCCCAGGACCUAGCCACCAUGCUCAUCCUAGGACUGAAGCUGAAUUGCCACCAGGGACACUGCUGUUGAAGAGAGAGGAGCCAGAGGGCACUCAGAGUGAGCCCUCACCGUCUGCCAAACAGACCAAAAAAGCCAAGAAACGCAAGAGUCUUGGGGCUCCUGUGCUCCCGGCUGUGGCCAGCACAAUGUGUGCACCCUCAGAGAUGCUGGAGCGAAAGGCCCAGCGCCUGCGGCCACUGUACCAGUACAUCAACUAUUGCAACCCUGAGCUGAACCAGGCAGAGGAGGGGGACGGGGAGGUCAAGGUGGACCCUAAAUUGGAGCUGCCCCUGGUUCCAGAGGAGGUGGGUGUGAAGCACCUUCCGGCCUUGCUGCCCAUGGCAGUUGAGGUGGGUUCAGGCCUUGGUUUGCCUUGUCCUAGUGCAUUAGUGCCACCCACCCCUGCUCUCGCUCCCCUCGGUGAGCAGGCUAGAAUGGAGGCUGAGGGUUUGCCCAUCUUGGGGGUGAGUGGCUGCUUCAAGGCCGAAGUAGACAAGUCAACACAGGUAGAUAUUGACAAGAUGCUGAGUGUCUGUGCUGCUCCUCUUGUGCCCCCACUAUCCCCCCAGUACAAGUAACUGUCACUCCCUGGAGGUUCCCCUCCUUCCAGACCUGAACCGAGCCUCAGUCUGUCAGUCUAGACCAUCAUGUGGAGAAGAGAAUUCAGCCUCUCUCCCCACUUGCGAACAUGGGCUUGCAGAAAAUAAACAUAUUUUCUUUUUUAAGACUUUGUUUCCCCAAUAGGAUGCUUGAAUUAGGAAAAAGGAUGGGAAGAAGGAUGAAAGUUUGAAACCUACCCAGUCAUGUGGCUUGCCAGGGACCUUGAGAAACAGAUCUGAGUUAGGAAUGGAGGUAGGUUGCAGGGCCUGGUUCUAUCAACUUAAGUCUUCACCAGGUGAAUCUGAGUCAGUGAGGCUCGCCAUGGGAGAUAAAGAGGGAGGUGAGUAGGGAGGACUUGGGGCAGAAAAAAAAGAAAGGUCCUGGGAAACAGGUGUUUGGCCCUGCUCUUUGUCUUUCACAGAAGGGCUUGCAUUAAUCCUGACCUCAAGGGACUAACACUUGGGAUCUCCUCUGCAGUAGCAUAAUUCAACUGUUC